AGAAGGGGCGGACACGGGGAGGUGUCUCUGUCCCCAUAAAGGGACCUUUGGUGGCUGCGCGCUUCACACCAGGAGUGGUGGUGAGAGGCGCACGGUCGUGAUGCCCACGGUGUGCCUACUGAACCCGGUGCUGGCGGGCAGCGCUCUGCUUGCUGGUUUAGGGUUGUUGAAGUUGCUGAGCUCCAGCCCCGACGCGUAUGGCAAACAGGCUGAGCGCCUGUUGCCCUUGGCCACCCGGUUGCCAGCCCGCGCAGCUUGGUUCCUCCAGGAGCUCCCCUCUUUCGUGGUGCCCAUUGGGCUGCUCGCUUGGCAGCCCCACCCGCUCUUCGGCCCGCCGGGGACCUUACUGCUUGGCCUCUUCUGCGGACAUUACUUUCACAGGACAUUCAUUUAUGCCUUUCUCACCAGAGGAAGUCCCUUUCCACUCACAAUACUUUUUCCUGCCCUUGUCUUCUGUACUCUGAAUGGCUUCCUCCAAGGAUACUAUUUAAUUUACUGUGCUGAAUACCCUGAUGAAUGGUUCACUGAUGUCCGAUUUACUUCAGGUAUCCUCUUAUUUUUUUUGGGAAUGGCAAUCAAUAUUCACAGUGACUACUUGCUGCGUCAACUCAGAAAACCUGGAGAAAUCUCCUAUAAGAUUCCACAAGGAGGAUUAUUCACUUACAUAUCUGGAGCCAAUUAUUUUGGUGAGAUUGUGGAAUGGAUUGGCUAUGCCAUGGCAACCUGGUCCUUCCCAGGCUUGGCAUUUGCCUUUUUUUCAUCAUGUUUCCUUGGAAAACGAGCUUAUUACCAUCACAGGUUCUAUCUCAAGAAGUUUCAAGACUACCCUAAGUCUAGGAAAGCCUUGAUUCCUUUCAUAUUUUAAAAUCACAGACUAUAGAAAAGAAUGGAAGACUUUCAAGCUGCUGAACAUGACAAAUUCUGAGUUCCACUGUAAAUAAUAAUAAUAAUAAUGAAUAUGAUAGUUAGCAUUUAUACAGUACGUUAAACUUUGCAACGUGCUUUAUAAAUAUUAUCUCAUUUGAUCCCCACAACAACCCUGUAAGGUAGGUACUAUUAUUAUUCCCUUUUUUGCAGAUGAGUUAAUUGAAUCUGAGAGGGGUUAAGUAACAUUUGCUAAUUUGUGUCUUAGGAAGGAUUUCCAAAUUAAAUCUUCCUAAGUCUGUGUCUAGUCCUCUAGUCACUGUGUCAAAGCUGAUAUAGCUGAUAGCUUGAAUUCACUGAGCCCAACCUCUUAGUCUAAUAACUGGAGGCCUGGUUAUAUCUGAGCGGCAAACCUUUCCAUCUUGCUGGCUACACUCAGUAUCAAACAUUAACAUCACCAUAUCUCCUCAAAGCCCAAAUGAUGUUCUUUCCCAAGUGGGAACACUUCAAACCUCUUCCAAUGCAUUAAAACUCUCUUUUCCUCCCUAUCUCCCUUGUCUUCCCAUUACCUCUUCCCGUCUCUAUCUCUCUCUCCCUCUCCUUGCCCCCUCUCUUCUUCCCUUUCUCUCCUUCCCCUCCUUCUCUUUCCCUCUCCCCCCUCAUCUCUUCUACCUCCUUCACUCCCUCUCUCCUUCUCUCUCUUCCCCACUCUCUCCCUUCCUCUGCUUCUGUUUGUCUAUCUCUCUUCAGACAUAUAUACAUAUAUCUAUAUAAAUAUUUACACAUGCACACGUACAUAUGCAAUAGAUCCUCCUGAAAGCCCAGCUACAAAGACUUUUACUGGAUAUAAUCAAUAUUAACUAGCUAAAAUUGUCAGAGCUGAAAACAGUUGGAACUCAAGUGUCCUCUUACCCUCUCAUCAAAAAAGUGUAUGUGUAUGUAUGUGUGUAGGGAAUGGGGGAGAUCACUGCCUCUCAUUCUAUAUUACUUUAACACUUCAAAGAGAUGUAAUUUCAGUGAUUUUGGUAUGCUUUCCAUUAAUGGAGAUCAAUGCUCCUUUAUGAAUUAGUAGUUUAUCAUCAUAGGUUGCUUUUAGAGAGGCAUUUUUGGCAUGGUGGAUGGUUUCUGAUCUUGAAAACAGGAAGAUCUGGGUUUGAAAUGUGCCUCUGAUGUUUCCUAGCUAUGUGACCAAUGGUAAGUCACUUAACCUCCAUGCCUCCAUUUCCUCAUCUGUUAAAUGAGGGAUUUAGACUAGAUGGUCUCUAUGGUCCUUUUCUGCUUAUUGGAGCAAUUGCCAGCUCUCCAAUGAUGAACCUCUCUGAAUUUACAAAGGCUGGUAGACUAUUACUUGGAGAAUGGGCAUGGCCUCUUCUACUGACAUGGCCUUGGGUGAUUGCAGAAUAAGGAUAGUGGUAGAAGUGAAAAAAAAAAAGAAGAAAUACUCAUGUCACAAUACAGAUAGUCUUUGAGCUUCCUCCCUCCUCAGCCUUCCUGCCAAAAUAUACUCAAAGAAACUUUUAAAGUAAGGUUUUGGGGGUUUGUUUCAUUGGAAACAAGACAAAGAAUUAAAGAGUAGGUCUGACAUGUCACUCUCCUCAAUUGCCUCCAUCAGAAAGAAAGGGAUUUAUGACAGUAAAGGGAAGUGGUGGGUGUUAUAGGGAUAACCAAAGGUGAUUGGUAUCCAUACUAUGAUAAGAAAUCUAUAGGAAGGGUCUAGGUAUCUUAGGGGUUUCCUCUGUGGAAAUUUUGUAGAAGUAUGUGAACAAGGGUGAUGGCAUAAUGCAAGAAGAUAGUAGUUAGUUGUGAUCUCCUGGAGAUCCAAAAUGAUCUUUCUAAUUUCUCUGAAGAUGAUUAUGAAAACUGCUCUGCUCUACUUAAGGAAUACUUGGGAUGUUUAAUAGCUUUGUUAUUACCUUCAUUCCUGAUUAUACCUGCCCCUUCCAUCUAAUUAUAAUCGAGUCUUCCAUCUCUGCAAAGAAGGGUAGGAGGUCCUGCUUUACCCAUGUUGACUAUAAAGCAGAUUAUUUAAAAUUAUAGAACCUGUUUUCAUUCAUGAAUAUGAUUAGGAAUUUACUCUUUAUGUUAAGUCAGAGUUCUCCUCAUGACCUGGGAAUCUAUAUGAAUCAUCACAAAUUCAGCUGGAGAUUUCCACCUCUCACUCUUUCCAAACACAUGUGCACCAAUACACACAUACACAUAUGCACACACCAUUAUCAUGAUCUGUAGCUCAGACCUUAAUAACCUCCAGAAAUGAUCCCAAAGUACAGUUUGAAGGAAAUUAGUUAUUCCACUGAAAUAUUGGCUGCUUUACUGUAAUGUGGUAAAUAGCAUCAUGCACCAGACAGGAUGUUGGCUCAAGGCUCAGAAGUCAUAGGUUCUAGUUCUAGCUGUUUCUUCAUUAGUUGUAAGAUCUUGGGCAAAUUGCUGAAGCUCCUUGGGUCUCAGUUCCUUCAUGGAGGGAAAGGAAAGUUGGAGAGAUGAAGACAGAAAGAAAAACCAAUCAACCAACAAACAUUCAUUAAGCCAUAACUACGUGCCAGAAACACAAUGAGAGGCACUGUGGCAUUGUGAAUAGAGAGAUGGAUUUGGAGCUAGGAAGACCUCUGGCUGGGUAACUAGGCAAAAGUGUUACCCCCUUUGUGAUUUUGGCAACUCUCUAAGACUGUGGGUUGCAGAAGAUGUGCUGACCUGAAUUAGUAGGGAGUGUUUCCUUGUGGGGAAGUUCCCUGUACCAAUGAAAUCACAAGUCUAGUUCCUCUCUUUAUGCUUUAGACAUUGGGGAUAUGAAGACAUCCUACCUUAAAGGAUAUUAUAUUCUAUAGGGGAGAAAACAUGGGCACAAAUGAGUGUGACUUGCCUGCUCUGGCUAUCUCAAAGAGUUGUGAGGAUCAAAUGAACUGUUUUAUGUUAUUUGAUUGUGCAUUAUAAAUCACACAACUUAUUUUGGAUAAGGUAGGUAGAUGAUAAAAAUAAAGCCCAGUGAAAGCACUGAACAGAGGCUUUACUUUCCCCAGAUGACAAGCAGAAUCUCCUUAAGAAGGUGUGCAUUACCCAACUCUCCAAAGUAUUAAUUUAAAAAUCAAUGACUCUGAAUUGGGAAGGUCCUUAAGUGAUCAUGCAAUGCUAACUUCCUCUAGAAUAGAGGUUCUUCACCUUUUUUUAGGUCAUGAACCUCCUUCCAUGGUGACAUGAUGGUGAGUGAAGUCUAUGGAAAACUUUUCAGAGGGGUGUUUUUAAAUAAAAUAAACCCAUAGGACUACAAAGGAAGCUAGUUUUGUUGAUAUACAGUUAUCAAUAUACUUGUCAAAAGUUCAUGGAUCUCAGGUUUAGAACCUUUAAUCUAGAGUACCUUUUUGGAGAGGGGGCUCUAUAUGAUUUUCAAUAUUGGAGAGACUUGAAUUUUUACAGAAGGCAUUAAGUGCCCAUCAGCAGUUUCCAUGGAAAUCAGAAUUUCAGCAAAUGCCUGGCAUCCUUAUAAAUCUUUUUGAGAAAUGAAUGUGAAUCUGGGGGAAUCCAGUGCCCAGUUCAAGAACUCGGUCUACUAACAACACAGAGGACUUAGUGGACCUGGAAAAUGUGUUAUUUGUUGGAGAAAUGUCCAUGUAAAUACAGGUUUUGUUGUAUAAUAAAUGUCUCUCAAAGA
Monodelphis domestica (gray short-tailed opossum) is the source of this 4507-nucleotide messenger RNA. RefSeq names its product steroid 5 alpha-reductase 2 (gene SRD5A2). NCBI's taxonomy places the organism in Eukaryota, Metazoa, Chordata, Mammalia, Didelphimorphia, Didelphidae. Gene Ontology annotation, cellular component: membrane. Gene Ontology annotation, biological process: steroid biosynthetic process. Gene Ontology annotation, molecular function: 3-oxo-5-alpha-steroid 4-dehydrogenase activity. The record is from RefSeq and is a predicted model, not a curated record.